AGCAGCGUUUAAACAGCUGCGCCUCCGACACGGUGCAAUCUGGGGCUGCAGCUCCACCAAGGACGCCAACAUGUUCGUGCAGAAGGUGAUGCUGUACGUGUCCACGGCUUACAUGUUCUGCUUCCUGAUGACGGUCAACGUGGGCCUCAGCAUCCUGCACUUCAUCUCGCCGAGCCUCGCCAAGAAGAUGAUCCUCAAAAUGGGUGAAAAGACCACCAUGACCCAGAAUCCCAAAUUUAAGUACGAGGACUGGGGUCUCACCAUGAUGUCCUCCACCUUCGUGAAAUCGGCCUGCCACCACAUGUGGCUGUCUCUGGGUCAGGAGGCGUUCAAAGGCCACCCUGCUCCGGACUCACCUGUGUUCACCAUGAAGGGAGAGAAGUCGAGCAUCAGCAAGUUCGUCAAAGGCAACAGACCGCUGGUGCUGAGCUUCGGAAGCUGCACCUGACCCCCGUUCAUGUACAAACUUGAGGAGUUCAAGCAACUCGUCAAGGACUUCAGCGAUGUCGCGGACUUCCUGGUGGUCUACAUCGCCGAGGCGCAUUCAACAGAUGGUUGGGCCUUCACCAACAACAUCGACAUCAACCAGCACCAGAGCCUGGAGGACCGGCUGUCCGCGGCCCAGAUCCUGCUCCGUGAGGAACCCCUGUGUCCCGUGGUGGUGGAUGACAUGAGCGACGCCACCUCCAUCAAGUACGGAGCUCUGCCCGAGAGGCUGUACGUGCUGCAGGCCGGCAAAGUGGUCUACAAGGGAACAGAGGGGCCUUGGGGCUACAGUCCACCCGAGGUCAGAUCCUUCCUGCAGAAGAUGAAAUAAGAAGCUUGUUAAAUGGAAUUGAGCCACGUUUAAUGCCGUCUAUACCAGCCUUAUAUGGAGGAUCGGGGGGUUCUUUAGGGCGUCUGCAUUGUAACCAACAUAUCUAACUGAUAUAAUACUCUCUUUUUAUUACACACAAAUCCAAUCACCACAUCUACGUGUAGCUGUAUAGUCCCUCUUUUACCUUUUGCCUCAUUGUAACCCCUCGAAAAAUUGCACUAAUUUUGCCAUCAGACUCUCCUGCGCUCUCGUAAAAGACCUUUGAGCUGGGAGCCGCCUCUCUGUUGUUUCUUAGUGACGGCUGCAGAUUAAACCGUCGGCCUCUGCGGCCCGAUGAAGCGAAACGCCAGGGAGACGGUGCGUUCAGGGUUUGAGGUGUUUGAGGAGUUUGCAGGAGGUGUUCUGAGUGUCUUUUGUUGUUUAUUUGCUAAGUUGUUGUAAUUUUGUUGUUUAAAACCCCCUCAAGAUACAUUUAAAGUCCUUGUUUUCACUUCCAGGGCCUGUUGCCAUCAGCGCCACCAUGUCCUGUAUUCACCACACAGGCAGCGUCUUUGUCUUUAAAUUCUCCAAAGUGAUUCGGCAGGAGGCUGCUUUUUACAUGACGAUUGCAGUGCAAACCGCUGGUAGCUGUAAUCUGAUGAAAGAUGCCUUUUAAAAGCAGGCCUUCUCCGAGUUACGGCCAGAGCAUUUAAGAUUUUUACACGUGGAGUUCUCACAACAGCAAGUCUUGUAUUGGAAUAAAUCCGCUCUAAUUGAAAUUUAUCAAGGAGCAUUUGCAUUAUAUUACAGUAACGUCCCGUGGCCGCACUCUGGCAUUCAAUUCAUACACAACAUGUGACCUACAGCAGGUCGUCAGUGUUUUUCAUACUGCAUGUUCUGCUGCAAGUCAGUGCGGCUGGAUUGAAAUCUACAGUUAAAUCGGGUCAUUCAGUUCAUGAAUGUUCCACAUUUUUGCCCUCAGAGUAAAUGACUACAAUUCGAUGCAGCAGAACUCUUUGUGCAACAAUGUUUGGCUCACUUUUGACAUUUUUAUUUCCACUCUUCUCUGCCCUGCAACUCCCGCUUGAUGCAUUGCAAAGCCGAAAUCUUUAUUGUUGCACCACGUCGCUCUCUAGAAAAUGUUUUGAGGGCAUUAAUGUUGACGCACACGAGCGGCCUUCUUCCACGUGAGAUUCUAACGGUUGUUUGCUGUCUUGUCUGGAAAUGAUAAAUCCUCUGCGCGGUAUGCGGAUUACGCAACUUCAGCAAAUCGUCUGCAGGCGGGCACAUAUGUACGCGGCAGCCGUGCAGCGUGGCGUUCAGGCCCUGAUGUGAGUUAAUACCUAACUGUCUUAUCUCUGCACAUUAACCGAUUUUUGGCAUUCGUAAAGUUACGUAACAAUUAAAUCAAAAGUGGAUUUUUUUUAUUUUUUUUUGGCUCAUCAUGGGUUGUGUGGUGACUGAGCACAAGGGAUACUGGGAAAUGCCGUAGUUAAAAUGGUUAAAUUGUAAUUUCCCUCAAGAAUAAUCAGAUUCUCAAAUGUGCAGCAGUGUAUUUAUAAGUUUAACUGACUUUGUACUGGUUUUACAGCCUCUUCUCGUCACCGUAUCACCGUUAAUAACUGCUGUAAAGUUUUUCAUGCUCCAAGAAAUAAAAAAAAGCAGCUUUAGUACUAACACGGA
Stegastes partitus (bicolor damselfish) is the source of this 2479-nucleotide messenger RNA. RefSeq names its product iodothyronine deiodinase 1 (gene dio1). Gene Ontology annotation, biological process: thyroid hormone metabolic process. The transcript is spliced from 4 exons. Gene Ontology annotation, molecular function: thyroxine 5'-deiodinase activity. Lineage: Eukaryota; Metazoa; Chordata; Actinopteri; Pomacentridae. The record is from RefSeq and is a predicted model, not a curated record.